CUACCGCUGCCCGGCGUGUUUUUUAAGCCAUGGACAAUCGCCUGAAACAGUGAACUUUUUCAACAGCUUUCGUGAAUGGGAUUUUAUAAUUUAGUGAUAAUUUUAUCCGAAAUGAAAGCAUAGUCCAGUCACAAUAAGUAUAAUUAUCCACACUGAGUUAAAUCGCAUAGUUUUCAUCAGAAAGGAGGGAUUCGGAUGGUGUUCGUUAAUCACGACGCGUUUCCGAUUUUGUACCGAGUGUGACGUCAGAAAACAGGAGAAAGCAACAUAAAUCAGAGAUGAUGAAGUUGUGAUGGCGAAAAUUCACUGUCAUUCCCUACUUUCUGGGAGUUCAUGGUCUUCUUUCGAUGGAGAAUCAUCCGAGGAAGAAUCGGAAGCCAUGGAAGUGGACGAAAACAAUAGUUUGGGUCUCAGUGAAGCCACGCGUCUGAGUUGUGAAGAUAUGAAUUUGUAUGGAUUGUGUCCUGCUCAAGAAGAUGUGUGCCUUGUCAUCUGUAAAGAUUGCAACAAAGUCGUUAAAUUAUCCGCGUUUACUAGACACUGUGACUUGCUUCACAAGAAACCGAUACCUCCACCAACUCCUUCACCCGAUGUUAGUAGUCCAGCGCCAGUUGAGCUUGUUAUUGAUCAGUCAUCAAAUAUCAAGAUUGAGCAACUACAAAUUGAAGAUAGCACAGUGAAGAUUGAAGAAGUACCAUUAACUGUACCAAAAGUGAAUCAUGUUGUACCUAAAGUACUCCCAAACUCAACAAAAAAGUCUAGUGGAAGUAAUAAAAAGUCGCCAAGAAAGGUUAUUCCUACCCGAGAGAGAGAAUUUGAUGCAGACAAACACUGUGGGGUUUGGGUACAGGAACAACAGAAACGAUGCACAAGGUCUCUUACUUGCAAGACCCAUGCUUUGUCAUUGAGAAGAGCUGUCCCUGGCCGUAGAAAAAAGUUUGAUGAACUUCUAGCAGAACAUAAAGCAAGAGUAAACAAUGAAAAGGAACAACAACAACAAAACCUUGCAGCUAUGAAACUACUUGAAGCAAAGUCUACAAAUAAUGUAUUUAAAAAGGUGAAAACUGAACCAAUGGCUAAACCUGCAAAUGACAAGCUUCAAAAUAACACACAUGUUACCUCUUCUAAAGAGGAAACAACUGAAACUUCAAGCAAAGAAGCAGAGAAUGAGGAAGUAGAUGACAGUCAUUUGUUAAGUGAGCUGUCAACCGUGAAUCAUCACCCAAAACCUCUGGCGUCAUGUUCAUUUGGUGGUAGAAAAGUUGGCCAUGGUGCUUUAGUAUUCAAUAGAAGACAGGAUCAUCUUAGAUGUGCAAUGCUGGCCAUGGUGGAGAGAUAUCUCAACCCACAAAGGAAAGCUUCAUCAGGACGACCAGGAGCUGCUGCUAUUUUACAUAGACCUGCAAUCAAAACCAUUGGACAAUCCAGUAAUCAUAGUCUUGCAAAAGGCUCAUUGAUUAUUGGAGACAAGAACAAGAGUCAUUCAACUACACAUAGAAACCUAUCAAACUUUCUUAAGGCACCGCCUCCACCCCGAAAUAGAUCUGUCAAACACAAUAACGUCUUACAUGGAACUAAACAUUCUUUGGAAAAUUCUUAUCAAACUGUGUUACAUAGUAAACCAUUGAUUGAAGCAUCUGAAGGAUUUGAUGCAAGUAGUCAAGCUAUCAGUGACAUGGGUAACAUUAUUGCUAGUAUUGACUCAUCAAGUAGAACUACUAUAGAAAAUGACACACGGACUAUCUAUACUAGUGUUACUAAUACACAGAGUGAUAUUGUACAUGGUCAAACUACUAUGGUAGCUAAAAUGAAUGGUACAGCCAGCAGUACUUCAACUAAUACUGUGGUCCAGAUUGCAGGUCAACUGGAUCCUUCUACAGGAAAAGUUACACCUACUACAACAGGACAACGAGAGAGUCCAUUGUUCUUCACUACCCAGAAUCCUCAAGCGUCRCCAUUACCUAAUGGCACAGGACCCUCCCCWCCUCCAAUUGCUUCAACAAGUGUUAAAGGCUAUCCUGCACUCAGUUUUGUUAUUCAAGGAUCAAAACCUGCUAACCCUUCUCCUGUGAACUUUUCUAAAGGACAUAGUCUAGUGUUUAAUAGUAUGGGCAUGGCACAAAUGCAACAGCCUACUUCACCUCUACAACAACAGCAACAGCAACAGCUGCAACAAAAAGGUAAAGUUCUUUUACGGGCCAACUCUUAUCCAAAAACCAGUGGUAAAGCAAAUAAUUCUCAGGUUAAAAUUCCUCAAUCACCAUCGCCACAGCAACAGCUGUCACCAGGACAACCAAAGACAAUAAUUGUGACAAGUCCCCCACCGGGACAGCAAAACCUGUAUUUGAAUCACAUGAAUAAUGCACCAAUUGUACAGCUAAAGCAACAAGUUGAACAACAACAACAGCAGCUGCAACAGAUUACUCUGCAAAAGCAGUUACAUCAACAACAACUUCAACAACAGCAGCUACAACAGAAACAAUUGAACUCGCAAUUUGCUAAACAACUACCAAUACAACCUCGUCUAGCACCUGCACCACAUCCUCCAUCACAGUCRCUUCUUACUCAACAACAGCUGGCAGGUCAAAGUAUUGUUAUCAAAGCCACAGAUCAACAGAUGAAGAGUCCUCAGAACACUGUCUUUGUGACUGCAGAUUCUCAUCAAACUAUGGUCAAGCCACAGUCUAAUGUUGCUUAAAGAUAUCAAUAGUAGAAUAUUUUAUCCUAUAUUUUCAGAAAAUCCAUUUGACAAAACAAUUGAUUAUUAAUAUUAAUAUAAAUACUUUGAAAUGGCUGUCCAUGUCAUGUCAAUGAAAUGCAAUUAAUUCUUACUAGUAAAAUAAUAUGAUAACAUCCUUGUUCUAAACUGUAAUUAUUGCUUUUUGGAGAUAAUGGUACUUUGUUUUGUUGAUAUUCAUACUGUACAAUGCCAUUAUUGUCCAGAGAAUUAUGUUGGUAAAGAUUUCAGCUGUUGUUGGUGCUUCAUUUUCGUUGCUGUCAUUGGUAUUUUUGUUUCAGUGGUUGUUAUUGCUGUCAAUACUGAUUUUGUUGUGGAUUAUGUUGGUGCUUGGCUAAUUGAUGUUCUUGUUGUUAUAGGUCUUUUUGUUAUUAUAUGUUUUUGUCACUUAUUGUCAAUAGUUUUUAAUAUAUUUAUGAACAAGGAUGCAUAUUUAUUGUUAGCUGUGUUGGCCCUUCCACUUAAAGAAAAUGGUUUAUUAUAUAUUACAAUAAUGUGCCUUUGAUUUAAAUAUUUCCUUAGAUAGUAAUAUAAAAUAAAUGUGACAUUAUCUUCAAUGACCUUGCUUAUCAGCUUGAGUCCACUUCAGACAGGUUAGCUUAUUAUUAUUACUAUGUACUUCAGAACAUGUCAAUGCCUUGAAUCAUUGUACUGGUCCCAUUGCAAUACCUCUCAACAUAUCAAGAGGCUGCAUUGCAAGAUUCAAAUCAAAAGGCAGACCAGUCCAUAAAUUGGGUUUUUAAACUCAAACUUUUUCCAAGUCAUUCAUCAAUCAAUGUAUGAGGUAAAAUAUACAUCACAAUCCUUGAACCUCAUCUCGUUGACUUAUUAAUAAUGAAUAUUGCAUAAAUAUUUUCAUUCAGUCCUUUGGAUCUGUCUUACAUCCCUUCCAUACUUUGACAGUACAUUAUACAAGCCCUGUAAUGUUUAACUUUCUUUAGGUUACCAUUGAAUAUUAACUCUAAACAAAACACACUUUAUAUAAUAGAUAUUUUCAUAUUAGAGUUAGAUUCUUUGGUUUAUUACUGUCUGUUUAUGAAUGAGGUUCUUCUAUGACUUAUCCGUGGAUAGAUCUUGUUUUUUUAUUUUAUACAGUGUUACGUGAAUUCAACAAUUAUUGGUCCUGUACUGCGGUACUCUAGCAAAGUCUGUCUGUGGGAAAACUCACAAUUUUUACAUGACAUGGCAUGUAGUGUUGGUUAUAUUGCACUAAAACCAUGAAUAGAAUUGCAGCACAGAUAAGUCAUGGUUUAAGUGCAUGUAAUCCAGGUUUUGCAAUUGAUAUUUUCUAUGGAAUUGUGUAUAAAGUAUUUCAUAGAUACCUACUAAUAUAAUAAUACUGGUUUGUAUCAUACUUUUGUAAAUAAUUUAUUUAUGAGUACAGAAUAUAAACAACAAGCAUUAC
Exaiptasia diaphana is the source of this 4142-nucleotide messenger RNA. RefSeq lists its product as uncharacterized. The record is from RefSeq and is a predicted model, not a curated record. The transcript is spliced from 16 exons. Lineage: Eukaryota; Metazoa; Cnidaria; Anthozoa; Actiniaria; Aiptasiidae. The coding region runs from base 293 to 2698 and encodes 801 amino acids.